Messenger RNA from Elgaria multicarinata webbii, 1303 nucleotides. RefSeq names its product histone-lysine N-methyltransferase SETMAR. Gene Ontology annotation, molecular function: protein binding; histone methyltransferase activity; zinc ion binding. Bases 78 to 947 code for a protein of 289 amino acids. NCBI's taxonomy places the organism in Eukaryota, Metazoa, Chordata, Lepidosauria, Squamata, Anguidae. Gene Ontology annotation, cellular component: nucleus. The transcript is spliced from 2 exons. The record is from RefSeq and is a predicted model, not a curated record.
AGUGUGUUGUUUGUAUAAAUGCAAAACUUAGUAUAAAAUAAGGAUAGCAAAGAAUCAUUUCCUGAAAUUUGCUAUGUAUGUAUGCAUUAAUGUUCUCAUGCCUGGCAGUUGGGUGUGCAGCUGUUCUAGAUGGGACUCCAUGUCUCCCAAAAGAGUGGUAUAGCCCAGAUCACGUGAUUGGAGCGGGAGACGGACCAGACCCAUCUGAAGUCUCCUUUCCUGGUUGCAGCUGUCAUUCUCCUUCCUGCUUGGCUUCCCUGUGUUCCUGUCUUCGCUAUGGAGAAAAUUAUAACAGUUCAUGCAUUAACAGUGAAGGAAACGAACUGGAUUUUUCAAAGCCUGUUUUUGAAUGCAACACCAUGUGCCCAUGUGGAGAGUUGUGCCAAAACAGGGUGAUUCAAAGGGGCUUGCAAUUCAGACUUGAAGUCUUCAAGACCACUAAGAAAGGUUGGGGUCUUCGCACUCUGGAGUUCAUACCCAAAGGAAGAUUUGUGUGUGAAUAUGCUGGGGAAAUCCUAGACUUCAAAGAAGCUCGUCGAAGGAUACAGCUGCAGACAUCGAGUGAUCCAAAUUACAUUAUAGCAGUAAGAGAGCACUUUCAUGGUGAGCAGAUAUUGGAGACAUUUGUCGAUCCCACGUACAUAGGUAACAUUGGUAGGUUUCUGAACCACUCUUGUGAACCAAACCUCUUGAUGGUUCCUGUCCGAAUAGACUCAAUGGUGCCUAAGUUGGCUCUUUUUGCCGACCGUGAUAUUUGUGCAGAUCAAGAACUUACCUAUGAUUAUUCUGGAAGAUACCGUAAUUACUUGCCUGUAAAAGAUCAAGAGAAGCUACAAAAAGAAGAAUCUAAGAAGCCCUGUUAUUGCAGAGCAAAACUGUGUACAGGUUUCUUGCCCUAUGAUAGUUCUUUAUUCUACAAAGGAAGCUGUGCUGAAGAAGCAUUGUGAAAAUGCAAAAACAUGUUGUCUUUUUAAACAGUGCUCAAGCAAGGGUACUGAAGGCUGGAAGUGUCUUUUUUUCGUGUACAUGUGGAUCCAUCUUCCCAACCAGGGCCACCAGUUGACAAAUCUGAACAAAUGUUUGCAACUAGAGUUAGAUCAGAAACUUUGCUGGAAUUAACCUUCAAUGGAAUUUCAAAAGGUGUUGCUGUAGAAGAAGUGGCUCACCAUAUUUAUACACAGAUCUCAAACACUUCUACCUAGAAGCAAAGCCCAUUGAAACUUACUUUCAUGUAAGUGAAAUUAGCAGAGCAUACAUAUAAUCAGCAAGCUUUUUUCUUUGUACAGGAGGAAAUUAUUCAUGG